Molecule: messenger RNA, 3093 nt
Organism: Aspergillus affinis
Lineage: Eukaryota; Fungi; Ascomycota; Eurotiomycetes; Eurotiales; Aspergillaceae
Product: M48 family metallopeptidase
Exons: 11
Coding region: 1-3093 (1030 amino acids)
Biological process (GO): protein folding; proteolysis
Cellular component (GO): chaperonin-containing T-complex
Molecular function (GO): ATP hydrolysis activity; ATP-dependent protein folding chaperone; metalloendopeptidase activity
Source: RefSeq, a predicted model, not a curated record
AUGCCCUGGUGGUUGCUGCCUGAGGCCUCAAUAGUCACAUGUGGAGGCGCUCCACCGGCGAAUCAAUGGCAGUGGAUUCAUGAUGAUGUUUCAUUUCCUCCGUCAUACGAAAUCACCGCCUCAUUUCGUGCUGGCAUUUCGCGUGCCUGGCAUGCCAAAGUCGUCGUCAUGUUUCGCUCACGGAUAACUCAGAUCCUCUUCCGUGGCUCUGCGCCAGCUACAGCCCCGAACCUCUCGCUCCGAGCCCAGCGCAUCCCGUCCGUCCCAUCUCCGCAGAUAACAACGCGAUCAUCCCGCUUCUCCAAUUCCUCGCGAUCGUGGACAACACAAUCUCGAUCGCCUUUCUGGACCUUCCGCUCCCAGCCCUUCUCUACUUCCGGUCGUCAGUCUUUCAACAAUGGUGGACAAAACUACAAGCGGUUCAACAACGCGCCGCUGUUCAUCCAGUUGCUGAGUCGCGCCCAGCCGCAUCACUAUGUGAUAGUUGGACUUGCCGGAGGCCUUUUCUAUGUCUACAACAUAGAGACAGUGGAGAUGAGCGGUCGCAAACGGUUCAACUGCAUCUCCUCCAGUCGGGAGCUCAAAGUGGGCAAGAAAGAAUACCAGGAACUCAUGUCGGAACUGCAGGGUCGCAUCCUCCCCGAAAACCAUCCUCUGAGUAUCAACGUGACCCGUGUCCUUGAACGAUUGAUUCCCGCCGCGCCGAUUGAAAAUGCAGAAUGGAAGGUUCAUGUCAUCAACGACCCUAACCAGGCGAACGCUUUCGUGCUUCCUGGUGGCAAGGUGUUCGUCUUCACGGGUAUGCUGCCCAUCUGUCAGGAUGAAGAUGGACUGGCAGCCGUGCUGGGGCACGAGAUUGCUCAUGUUGUCGCGCAUCAUCCGGCUGAGCGCAUGAGCAACAACGGCAUCUCGCUCGUGCUGGCAUUCGUCACCUCGUUCUUGUUCGAUAUUUCCGGCCAGCUUACCUCGUUGCUCAUGAGUCUUGCGUAUGGCUUGCCGAACUCUCGCUCCCAGGAAUCCGAGGCAGAUGAAAUAGGUCUAAUGAUCAUGUCGAAGGCUUGUUUCAACCCCGAAGCCGCCGUUAGACUUUGGGACCGCAUGGAGCAAAAGGCAGAAGGCCAACCUCCCCAGUUCCUGUCCACUCAUCCGUCGAAUUCCGACCGCAUGGAAAAUCUUCGCAUGAGUAUGUACAAAGCCGAAUCCAUUUAUGAAGAUAGCGGAUGCCAUGUGCUUGGAACCUUCGGUGAGUUGUUUGAUCUUUCGACCGCCUCGAAGCUCUGUCAAAAAUUCCCAGAGCAGCUUCAGGGAACAGCGUCGUCGUUGAUCUUCCGCCCUUUGAUCUUCCUCGCCUCCCCUUCCGUUCCACGUGAGAGGAAGUUCUUCGUCAUCAUGUCAUUGUCUAUGCCCGGUCCCUCCCAGGCGGGUCUUUUCAAGCCUGGUUAUCAGACCCAUGACGCCGAAGAUGGUGCCGUUAUUCGCAACAUCGAAGCCUGUCAGGCUAUCUCGCAGACCGUCCAAACGUCGCUUGGUCCCUACGGCCGCAACAAGAUCGUCAUCAACCACCUGCAGAAGAUGAUCCUCACUUCGGACGCCGCUACGAUCCUGCGUGAGCUGGAAGUCGUGCACCCCGCUGCUAAAUUGCUGGUCAUGGCCAGUCAGCAGCAAGAUGCGGAGAUGGGUGACGGCACUAACCUGGUCAUCAUCCUGGCCGGAGAGUUGUUGAAGAAGGCUGAAGAAUUGCUGCGCAUGGGUCUGAAGACGAGUGAUAUCGUGCAGGGCUACGAGAAGGCACAGAACUUCGCCCUUAAAGUAUUAGAAGAUCUCGAGGUCGACCGUUUGCAGGAACUUCGCUCCCCGGAGGAACUCAGCAAGGCUCUCCGAACGGUGGUCGCCAGCAAGCAGUCCGGAACGGAGGAUACCCUGGCCGCGUUGGUUGCCGAGGCCGUUCUCGCCGUCCUUCCCAAGAACCCCGUCAACUUCAACGUCGAUAACGUCCGUGUGGUUAAGAUCAUGGGUGGCAGUCUGGAGCAGUCCCGCGUGGUGAAGGGUAUGGUUCUCGGCAGAGAGCCCGAUGGCACCAUCAAGAAGGCCCGCAAGGCCAAGGUCGGUGUGUUCAGCUGCCCUAUCGACAUCUCCCAGACCGAGACCAAGGGUACCGUGCUCCUGAAGAACGCCCAGGAGAUGCUCGACUUCACGAAGGGUGAGGAGGAGCGUCUGGAGGCCGCCAUCAAGGAACUGUACGACUCGGGAAUCCGCGUCGUCGUCUGCGGUUCUACCGUCGGCGAUCUCGCCAUGCAUUACCUCAACCGUUUCAACAUCCUCGUGAUUAAGAUCCUCUCCAAGUUCGAGCUCCGCCGACUCUGCCGUGUCGUCGGUGCCACCCCUCUUGCUCGUCUGGGUGCUCCCAUGCCCGACGAGAUGGGCAACGUUGACGUGGUCGAGACGACCGAGAUCGGUGGUGACCGUGUCACCGUCUUCCGCCAGGAGGACCCCGAUACCGUGACCCGGACCGCCACCAUUGUCUUGCGUGGUGCUACCCAGAACCACCUGGAGGACGUUGAGCGUGCCAUCGACGACGGUGUCAACGCCGUCAAGGCCAUCACCAAGGAUCCCCGUCUUGUGCCCGGUGCGGGCGCUUCCGAGAUCCAGCUUGUGGAGAGGAUCUCUGCCUUCGCCGACCGAACCCCCGGUCUGCCCCAGCACGCCAUCCGCAAGUAUGCCGAGGCCUUCGAAGUGAUUCCUCGCACCCUCGCCGAAUCCGCCGGACUGGACGCCACCGAGGUCCUGUCUCGUCUCUACACAGCACACCAGCAGCGUUCGAACAACGCCUCGGAAGGAUCCUCGGGCGAGGGAAGCUCCGAGGAGGAGGAACCAUACUGGACCACCGGUGUUGACCUGGAACAGGGCUCUACGGCCGGCACCCUGGACGCGGUCGAGGAAGGCAUCCUCGAUCUGAUGGCCUCCAAGAGCUGGGCUAUCCGUCUGGCCAGCGAGUCGGCACGGACGGUGCUCAGCGUGGACCAGAUCAUCGUGGCCCGACAGGCAGGUGGUCCCAAGCCGCCAGGCCCCAACCCUAACUGGGACGAGGAUUAA